GAUCUAGAAGACGUGGGAAGGAUAAGACAGGACACACUCAUAAUGGUAGUUUACUCGCCUAUUCUGAUCCUGCAGGGGAGAAGCUUCUUCAUCAGGGGACACUUCCCAGAACUAAUCCUCUACCAAAACCCCCUCGUGAGUACAGUAUGCUGCCCCCCUCGGAGCAAGAAUUAGCCGAGUACGGUCCGGCUAGUUAUGUACCCGGAGAUAGGUAUGAUGAGUACGGAGAGGGGCGGACAAGUGCGAGUAACUCUGAUCAGACUGGAACCUUAUCCAGGAACUCUUAUCAUUCAUCAGACCCGGAGCAGUGUCCUGACCUUCUAGAUAUUCCAAAUAGGUUUAAGCAUGCGAGUCCUACAAGCAUCUUUACAGCGCCUCUUCCUCCAAUUCCUUUCAACCCCCAUCAUCCUCAUCAACCCCUUCACCCUCAUCACCUAGUCUCACCUCCUCACAUGCAUCAUCAUACUUCUCCUUUCCAGCGUACCGGUACACUUCCUCAUAACUACACAAUGGGCACUCUACCCCAUCAUCCCAGAUCUGUCUCAUGUGAUCAUUCGGCCCAGGCUAACCAGGCGCGACCAGGUUACGUCACUCUACCCCGUCGGCCCCGCUCGUCUUGGGCCGGGGUCCGGGAUGGACCGGCACGGGACACCCCGUCGCCUGUUUCUUCCUUCAGGGACCCGAUCUACGACGGGGUGGGACCUCGGACGUCGGCCGAUGGGAGCAGUAAGCUGAGCCUUAACAGAUCCAUGGACCAUACUCCACGGGCAAUUCCGAAUGGGCGUGUACCAAUAAACGGGACCUCCCUGCCGCCGUAUAUCCCGCCGAUUGACGAGUCUCCAGAAAUAAAAUCUUCGAAACCCCUACGUGUAUCUCAUGCAGAGGAGCCGAAGCAGCAGCCGAUGAAUAAGAGGAGCGGUAUAACGAGCAGUCAGCAGACGCUCCUUGAGGAGAACCUAGCUGCUUACUGUGAACCUUGGGGAGCUUCUAUCAAACCUAACCCAGGAAACAGAGACAGCAUAGCGAGCAAUGAGAGUGAAAUUCUUCAAGAUAAAACAGAAAAAUGUUUACAGCCAAGUCCUGUGAUGUGUUCUACUCCAAAAAUUGGAACAGAUUCUCCGCCUUCCGCCCCCCUGGACACAAUACACGAGGCGGAAACUCCGACUCACGCCGGGGCGAAGCGGUUACCGCCGCCAACCCUUCCCAAACCGAAAGCUCGGCCCCUUCCUCCGCCCAAGCCUAAAAAGUCGGUCCCAGAGAUCAACGGCUCCGGAGAAAUGUUUCAGGAUGAGACAGUAGAGGGUGGAUCAGAGGUAUGACGAAAAAGGGUUACAUUCAGAUUUUAGGGUGAAAACAGAAUCUGAAUUUAAAAGGUCUAAGAAGAAGAAAAAUUAGAAAUAAAAACUCGAAAAAUAAUGUCAAAGAAACAAAAGACAGGCCUAAUCUAAAAAGCCUCUAGUCUACAAAUUCAGCAAAUUAAUGCCUAACCUGAUUCCUCAUCAUUGGCAAAUGGACGUCAAUAGAGUGA
Eurytemora carolleeae is the source of this 1528-nucleotide messenger RNA. Its product is annotated as atrophin-1. The record is from RefSeq and is a predicted model, not a curated record. Bases 147 to 1319 code for a protein of 390 amino acids. Lineage: Eukaryota; Metazoa; Arthropoda; Copepoda; Calanoida; Temoridae. The transcript is spliced from 9 exons.